Messenger RNA from Triticum aestivum (bread wheat), 2075 nucleotides. Its product is annotated as L-type lectin-domain containing receptor kinase SIT2. The record is from RefSeq and is a predicted model, not a curated record. The transcript has a single exon. Gene Ontology annotation, biological process: protein phosphorylation. Bases 1 to 1971 code for a protein of 656 amino acids. Lineage: Eukaryota; Viridiplantae; Streptophyta; Magnoliopsida; Poales; Poaceae. Gene Ontology annotation, molecular function: protein kinase activity; carbohydrate binding; ATP binding.
AUGCUGCCUCACUCCCUCCUACUCUUUCUCCUCUUCAUCAUCCCUACCUCCAUAGCAUACACCUAUGAUGAAAACGGUGUCUUCUUCAGCUUUGAUGACGGUAUGGAUAAGAGCAUGAGCGUGCUUAGUGGUGUGGCUUCUAUCACAAGCGGUGCACUUAUGCUCACCAACGGCGAGCCCCAACGGAAAGGCAACGGUCUAAGUUUUAUGUAUGGACCUAUUUCCUCAUUCUCGACAACCUUUGUGUUCGUCAUCAUCCCCCCGGAGAACCUUGGCGGGGUCAGUGCACAUGGCCUUGCAUUUACCCUUUCCAACAACAUAGGGUUCAUGUACAGUUCUCUGGCGGCUCAGUACAUGUCCCUGACCGACGAGGCAAGCAACGGUAAUAUUACAAAUCAACUCUUUGCUGUUGAGCUUGACACCUUUAAGAAUCCCACCUUCGUGGAUAUUGAUGAUAACCACGUUGGAAUCGAUGUAAACAGCAUUGUUUCUAUCAAUUCCCACACAGCUGGUUACUACACUUCCAAUGAUACAUUCUCUCCCUUGAGACUUGCUAGUGGAGAACCAAUGCAAGUAUGGGUGGAGUAUGAUGGCAACUCACACAACUUGAUUGUCAGUUUAGCACCUUACUUAGAGCGUAAGCCUCAACAACCACUGUUAGCCAGCACUGUCAAUCUUACAUCCGUAUUGGGAAACAACUCCUUCUUUGCUGGGUUCUCCUCAGCAACAGGCACCCUUAUUAGGUCCAAGCAUUGCAUUAUUGGCUGGAGUUUUAAUACAACUGGAGAGGCUCAACUACUUGACUACCCAGCAAUGUCUCAAAUUAUAGCAGAUGUUAGACAGAAAGCACAAAACCGCUCUCAUAUCCCCAAGGACAUUAUUUUACCAACUGUUGCUCCAGCAGCAUUCAUCGUGCUUGUUAUUCUUAUUGUUCUUUAUCUCAAGAAGGCAACAGAAAGUGCAGACUGGAAAAUAGAGGGUGGGCCACCAUAUUUCACGUACAAAGACCUAGCAACUGCAACAAGAGGUUUCAGUGACAGGAUGCUAUUAGGGAAAGGGGGAUUUGGAAAGGUGUACAAAGGGAUGCUACAAACCUCGAAGCAAAACGUUGCAAUCAAGCGGGUUUCUCCAGAGUCAAAGCAGGGGAUGAAGGAGUUCAUAGCCGAGAUAACUAUCCUUGGUCAUCUCCGGCAUCGCAACCUUGUCCAGUUGCUCGGUUAUUCCCGGCACAACAAUAACCUCCUUCUGAUUUAUGAUUACAUGCCAAAAGGUAGUCUUGACAGAGUCUUGCAUGAUCAAGAUAUGCCAGUCUUAAAUUGGGUUCAUAGACUUAACAUUAUAAAAGGCAUUGCAUCUGGCCUCUUCUACCUCCAUGAGGAUUGGGAGAAAGUUGUCAUCCAUCGGGACAUCAAGGCGAGCAAUGUGCUCCUCGAUACUGAAAUGAAUGCAAGGCUUGGUGAUUUCGGCCUUGCAAGAUUACACAACCACGGAACAGACGCCCACACCACUCAUUUGGCCGGCACUUGGGGCUACAUAGCUCCUGAGCUAGCUAGGCUUGGGAGGGCAACCAAGGCGACUGAUGUAUUUGCAUUUGGUGUGUUCAUGUUGGAGGUUGCUUGUGGAAGGCGUCCAAUAGUGCAUGAUUCUGGCGAUCCAACCCUGCUGACAGAUUGGGUGCUCCACGCAUGGGAAAGUGGUUCAAUCCUCACAAUAGUGGACCCAAGAUUGGAAGAUUACAUCAGGGAGGAGGUGGAGUUGGUACUGAAGCUUGGCCUGUUGUGCUCCCAUUCAGAACCAAGUGCAAGGCCAUGCAUGCGCCUUGUUCUGCAAUACCUUGAAAAGGAUGCAGCACUCACAGAUUUCCAACCUUGUUUUUUCCACCUUACCAGCAGGGAUGAAGGUUUUGAUCAAUAUAUCCUGUCAUGCCCCUCUGUGGCGACAGCCACAACGGGUCUUUCCGGAGGAAGGUGAUAAAUAUGGUAUGAUGAUGCACGUUCGGCAUUCGCUCAUAUUCUGUACGAUUUCAAUGUGACAGAUGGGUUAGUCGUGAACCCAGCCUGCAUAUACUGUAAUAG